GGGGUAGGGGAGUUGGUGGGGGGGGAUGUUGCUGUGCGGUCGAAAGAAGCCGUGUCCCCCGCAGGACGUUUUGGCCUCACAGCAGCUGAACGGCCCGUAAAAAGCAGCGGCUCGGCUGGUUUGGGCCGUUUCUUUGGCGGUGUCACUGAAUGCAAAUCUGACGCCAGCGACAGUCUGCGAAGUGGGUUGUAGCCGGUUGUGAUGGAGGGAUUGCUGAAGCUCUGAAGAGAAGGAGUAACAAAGCUUAAUCAGAGUUCUGACAGAAAUGGUUUUCCCCUGGAAUUUCACUGGCGUUGAUAGAUCUGCAGAGAACAUCCAGAUUUAGACAACCUGCAAACUCGGAGAUAAACCUGUUUUGUCACAUUUUUCUUAGAUAUUCUAAGGUGCUAAAUGCAUAACUUGGCUUUGAAUAUGCAUAAUUUAAGAUACACCUGUUCAGCGUACAGAGCCGUGCAUGAGUCACUUCAUAUUCCAAGACUGGGAUAGUUGUUAUUUAUGAAAGCAUGAACAAGGAUCAAAGGUACAGAAGCAAAAUGUUUAUUUUGCAGUCAGUAGGUUAUAUUUCUUAAUCACUCUGGAAACACUGAUGGGUGGACCAAUGUAUUUUUACCAAUUUGUGUACCUCAGCAUUCUGUGUAUAGCUUGUUGCAGCCUGCCUGAAAGAGUUCUGGGAGAGCCACCUCGCAACCUACAAAUGGAAUCUCAGAAUUUUCAGCACAUUUUGUCUUGGCAGGCAAAAAGUGAUCCAACUGCGCUAACAUACUAUCGUGUACUGUACAGCGCUCGCAGGAACUGGAUGGCUGCUAAACAAUGUUCAAACAUUACACAACUCUCCUGUAAUCUGACAGAUGAUUUUGAAGAUGCUCAUGCUCAGUAUUUAGCAUUGGUUCAGAGCUUCGUAGGAACCAAAGUAUUCAAUUCUUCUGUACUUGAUUUUGAGCCACUUACUGACACAUUCCUGGGACCACCAGAAGUUAAUAUCAGUUCCUGUCUAAACUGCAUAAAUGUCACCAUAAAGUUGCCGGCCUGUCACUUAAGAAAAAAUGAAAAGCGAUGUUCUUUAAUUGAUAUAUAUAAAGAGCUUGAUUAUAUUAUAAAACUGAAAACACUCGAUGGAGAGCAUAAGCAGAGGCUACAGAAUAAAGUCACUGAAGAAAUUUUUAGUACUGUCAUUGAAGAGUUGUAUCCAAAUAGAAAUUACUGUGUGUCUGUUGUGGUUGCUGCAUCUUCAAACAGAAAUUCCAUCCCAUCAGCCUGGAAAUGUGUAACUACAGAUUCUGAAGCUCAACAAGAUUAUUAUACAGCUGCAAUUGCAGGCGCUGUAUGUUUUUCACUGAUCUUAGCUAGUGCCCUGAAGUGUAUGCACGCAGGAGGUUAUAUUCUUCAAAAAACCUCACUUCCACAAGCUUUGAUAUUCAUCGGGAAGUUAGCCUAUUCAACUUGGAGUCUGAAAUCUGAAGAGAUAGCCUCUGUAGAGGUUAUUUACAAAGAGGUUAAAAAAAAGGCAAAGGAUUCCAGUGGUGGCAUCAGUGAUGAAGAUGACAGCGAUGAGAGUGACAGCGAUGCCAUAAGUAAUCAUGACUACACGAGGCGUGAUAUCAUCAGUAGAGCACCUCAUUCCUCUGGUACACCACAUACAUUCGUGCAGUACUCUACAAAUAGUACAGGUGACAGCAGCAGCAGCAGCAGCCAGGCAAGUGAACAUCCAGACACUGACCCAGAAGAUUUUGAAGAGCACGAGAUGGACGUUGAAGAAGACAAAGACACAAGUAGUGAGUUACUUAAUCCUUUCUCCGAGGUAAACUGCAACUAUUCUUCUAGGCGAACGAGCAGUGCUUGCUUUACCAUUAACUUAAAAACUGUGCAGUUGGGAGCCUCUGAAGAGAACGUGGAUGGUUCUGCAGCACUACUUUCUUCCCGAGAAGAUGCAGUUGAGUGGCAGUGUACUCAUGCUUUUGGAGCAAAGCCCCUGGACGGCACCGAAAGUGUGCAGAAACCACUCUGUCCUAACAGCUCUCAGGAAUGGCAAAUUUCCUCUCAUUCUUCUGAUGAAAGUAACUCAUCAGAUUCAGAUAUGGACCAACAAACUGAAUACAUAAGAAGAUGAAUAAAUGAGGACCACUAUUAUUUUAUAACGUACAAAAUUAUAUUGUCCAACUUUAUUUCUGGACUCAAUGUACUUAUCUUGUCUUUUUAUUUUUUUUAACAUUCUGUGAAUAUGUACCCGAACGGUGAAAAUAUGCAACACUCAUUUUUAACAAAUAUUUCUCAGAUCUCUCCAGGUAUGAUUCAGGUUGGAUUAUCCACAGAGAAACAGAAAUGACAGUUCAGAUGCAGCAGAAAGAGUAGUUACUUCAUUUUGCAGUUUGACAGUAAAUUAUACCUAUUAGCUGUUACAAAGUAACUUAAACUCAAGUGAGAAGUUGGAUUGCAGUAGAGGGAAUUGUGAGUGACUGAAAGGACUCUGCUAUUAUUCUUUAGCUCUGUUGAUGGAUUACCCUGAGACCUGUUUUGCUGGAUGGAUUGCAAGUCAGUGAAUUGAUUUCUACAUUUUCAGAGAAAGCUGAGAAAGGGAAAUAAUGGGGGCAGAGAUAACAAUAUUCAACUGAGAGAAGAGUUCCCCUUACUGUGAAUCAAGACAUUAUGUAUACCUUUUUUUACUUUUUUAUAUAUAAUUUUGUGCAAUUAUUGAAUACUACACUUUUUAAAAAUCUUUGUAUGACAUUUCAAAGUGUACACUUAUACCUUAACAUUUCUGCUUCAUAAAGGCAAUUUUUUUCAUAUCCCA
This is a messenger RNA of Calidris pugnax (ruff), 2788 nucleotides long. It is a transcript of the gene IFNAR2, whose product is annotated as interferon (alpha, beta and omega) receptor 2. NCBI's taxonomy places the organism in Eukaryota, Metazoa, Chordata, Aves, Charadriiformes, Scolopacidae. Gene Ontology annotation, molecular function: interleukin-22 receptor activity; protein binding. The coding region runs from base 587 to 2107 and encodes 506 amino acids. The record is from RefSeq and is a predicted model, not a curated record. The transcript is spliced from 10 exons.